AUGGACGACCACGACCAAGCCGGUCUGCAGCUCUACUCCCUCCCCCAGCACGAAUCGCCUCCUUCGCCAGCCACGAUGACCGCCAAGGCCCCCUCCGCCGCCGCCGCCGCCCAGCCCGUCGUCGUCCGUGCGAAACGGCGGCAGGUGAAGAACGCGUGCACGCACUGCCAAAAGGCGUGCAAGAAGUGCGACGACGCCCGACCGUGCCUUCGCUGCGUCAAGUACGGCGUCGGCGAGGAGUGCGUCGACAGCGUGCGCAAGGAACGCAAGAAGGGCCUCAAGCGCGGUCCCUAUAAGAAGCGCGAUGGCAGCAACAACCCGCUCUCCGGCCAGCACGGCCCUGCGAUCAAGCCAGGGCUCGACGCCGGCGAGCUCCUUUUAUUCCCGCCCGACCACCUCCACCUCCAGCAGGGCCCCGGAUAUGUCUACUACACCUACCCGCCACCCCACGACCACUACUACGCCCACGGCCCGGCGCCCACCCACUACUACUACCACCCCGCCCCAGUCGCCUACGCACCCCGGGAGGAAGGCUACCAGGUCCAGCAGCAGCAGCCGGCCGGCGUCUACUACGCCCCGCCCCCGCCCUACUACGCUCCGCCUCAGCCGUACGCUUACCCCACCCCGGCGCCUGCCAUGCACGCUCAACAGCACGUGCGCGUCGAGCAGGCCCAGUACGCGUACGGCUCGCCCGAGCCACGCCAGCAGCAGCAGCAGCAGCAGUACACGCCGCCGCCGGCUCCCGCUCAAGUCCCGCAGGAGCAGCAGCAGCAGUAUACGCCGCCGCCUCAGCCGGCCCAGGUCCAGCAGCAGCAGGUCUCGCCGCCCCAGUACGGCCACCCCAUGCCCGCGUACGCCCGCGCGCCCGUGCAGGAGGGCGUGCCCCUCGCGCGCGUCAACGAAGUACAGGCCCAGGCGGUGUCCUACGUACAAGAAGGCGUGCCGCUUACACGCGUGCACGAGGUCGUCCAGCCCGCCGCGCCACCCCAGCAGCAGGUCUCGUACAUCCGCGGGCCCGUACAGGACUCUGUCCCGCUCACCCAGGUCCACGCACGCCCCAUGCCCGCCUACGCGCCGAUGCAUGGCAUGCCUGGCCACUUCGUCAACGGCAUGCACGGCAUGAACGUCGCGAUGCCGAUGGAAGGCCGCGCUUAG
Molecule: messenger RNA, 1155 nt
Organism: Peniophora sp. CBMAI 1063
Lineage: Eukaryota; Fungi; Basidiomycota; Agaricomycetes; Russulales; Peniophoraceae
Source: the annotation of a GenBank genome assembly